Messenger RNA from Medioppia subpectinata, 552 nucleotides. Lineage: Eukaryota; Metazoa; Arthropoda; Arachnida; Sarcoptiformes; Oppiidae. The record is from the annotation of a GenBank genome assembly.
GAUCAAUUGAACGCCAAUAGAGUCUGUAAUAUAGAAGUUUCUCCGUCGACCACAAUAUACUUAAAGGUGGCGCGCGUACAGCCAGACCCUCAACACGUGCAGGACUAUCACGUGCCGGUCCUCCAGUUCCCCGUCACUCCCAAUCAGUGGGAUCUCACCACUCAACAGAUUCUUCCAUAUAUUGAUGGCAUUCGUCACAUCUCUAGAAUCGCAUUGGAAGCCGACGUUGAGAUGAGUUUAGUGAAGGCCUGCGUCCAGAAUAUGAUUUAUUACGGAAUUAUAACAUUGAUUCCUAUAUUCCAAUAUUCAAACGUCUACUUAACGACACCUCGUUUAGUGCAUUUGGCCGAAAACAUUAGCCUUCAGGACGAGUGCAUUAGAUUUGUAUCGAAACAAGAAUCGCAACCAUUGGCCACAUUUCGCUCAAUAUUCCAACUCUACUGUCAUAUGUGUCCGGGAAUGACAGUCAAAGAUCUGUGUAUGAAAUUCAAUCCAUCCGCUCAUGGAAUCGAUGAGAAAGCGCUCAUUAAAUUCGGUUUAAUGAAAGGCUUU